UAAUUCUUCCGAUUUCAUACUCCUGCUUCAGAACUCACGUUCACUUCAGUACGAUUGACACGGUGUAGAGUUCGUAUUCUCCGAACAUGUAUCCGCUGAUUUUCUUGUCGUUAUUCGAUGUUUCGGUCGGCUAUGUGUUCACCGGCGAUUUACAGGAAUGCAUCAAUUCGCACAGGAUAAUUGGCGGGGCUUGCGCGUCGAUCACCGAUCGACCGUUUCAGGCGGUACUCCUAAUUCGAGAUGAUCCCAAAUGCGGUGCGUCGGUUAUUUCCAAACGGUGGAUUCUGACGGCGGGACAUUGCGUCCGGGGGGUUUCCAAACAGCAACUAAAGGUUGGAGUCGGAUCAUCGAAAGUCAAGGGAAUCGAUAUGCGGUAUUACGAAGUCGAGAAGAUCAUCCUUCACGAAAAUUAUUUCAUCAACAGUUCCGUAGUGGAGAACGAUAUAGCGCUUCUGAGAACCUCAGAUCCCAUAAAAUUCGACGAAACGGUGAAGCCGAUAAUUUUGAAACGUACUCCGCCAAAGGUAGGUGACAUGACCACUGUAUCGGGAUUCGGAGUAACGUCCGCGUCGCUGGACAUGUACACCGAAACAUCGGAAUAUCUGAUGCACGUUGAUGGAACGGUGGUCGAAAUGGAUUUGUGUAAAUCGAUAAUGCGAAAAGCUGAACCGACCAUCAGAAUAUCACCCGGUAGUUUUUGCGCAGGAAAUUUGAAAGGGGGAAAAGACUCGUGUCAAGGAGACAGCGGUGGACCGAUAACCAUUGGUAACGCUCUGGCCGGUGUUGUGUCUUGGGGUCUCGGAUGCGCCGAAAAAAUGAUGCCCGCUUUUUACACGGACGUGUCUUAUUACCACGAUUGGAUUUCUAAAAAUAUGCUCGACCACUGUAAGCUUUCAGUACCGGUGCCAGUUGUGUUCCGUGCGUAUACGAAUAUAUACCGCUCAACGGCGAGGAUGCUGUUCUUGCUGCCUCUUAUUUUUACCCUUCACUGCAGCCUUGAGACCUCGGCCCGAUCACCGGAGUCGAGAAUCGUCGGCGGACAUCCGAUUUCCAUAACCGAACGUCCCUUUCAAGUAUUGGUACUCCAAGCCGCGGCUAAAAAUAAAGUCUUCAAAUGCGGCGGUUCCAUAAUCAAUCACCGAUGGAUAUUAACGGCGGCCCACUGCACCGUAGGGGCAAGUCCCAAGGGAAUUAUCGUUAGAGCCGGAACGGACAAUCUCACGGACACCGACAGCUACGAACAGUACGAACUAGCGGUAGUCGCAACCCACGAGAAUUUCACAGCGGCUCCGAAUCUCUCGAACGACAUCGCGCUCCUGAUGACCACCAAGAACAUCGAAUUCGGUCCGACCGUAGGCUCGAUUAAAGUGAGGUCAGUUCCGCCGCCGGCAUCGACCGAAGCGGUAGUUUCAGGAUUCGGUGUCACCCAAGAGGGCGGCCUCGAAGGGAGCAAUCUUUUGAUGGCGGUCUCGGUAGAGACUUUGGAUCAAGAAGCCUGUCGAGAUCUCCUGCCGCACGGCUCUCCUCUUGAACUCGACGACUCGGUAUUCUGCGCCGCCCAUCUGGAAGGAGGUAAGGAUUCUUGCCAGGGAGACAGCGGAGGUCCUAUAACGAUAGACGACGUCUUAGUCGGCGUGGUGUCCUGGGGAAUCGGAUGCGCGAGGGAAGGUGUGCCGGCGUUCUAUACCGACGUUUCGCGAUACAUUUCCUGGAUAACCGACACUAUCAAGGCAUACGACGGUCGUUGAAAAAUCAUAGCCAUUCAGUGGAAUAACAAGCCCACGUAACGACGUGCCGAAAUGUCGGUCUGCAAAAUUAACUAUACAUGCGAUUCGAGUGAUUUUUUUUUUUUUUAAACAAUAAAUAAGUACCGAACAACAAUGAAUCCAAACUACCCACGCCGAGAUAAAUAAUGUGUGCGAUGUAAUUGUCAAAAUAAUAAUGAUAAAUACCAAUAA
Athalia rosae (coleseed sawfly) is the source of this 1958-nucleotide messenger RNA. Its product is annotated as transmembrane protease serine 9. Lineage: Eukaryota; Metazoa; Arthropoda; Insecta; Hymenoptera; Athaliidae. The transcript is spliced from 8 exons. Gene Ontology annotation, molecular function: serine-type endopeptidase activity. Gene Ontology annotation, biological process: proteolysis. The record is from RefSeq and is a predicted model, not a curated record. The coding region runs from base 87 to 1748 and encodes 553 amino acids.